This is a messenger RNA of Oncorhynchus gorbuscha (pink salmon), 1834 nucleotides long. It is a transcript of the gene ogfod1, whose product is annotated as 2-oxoglutarate and iron-dependent oxygenase domain containing 1. Gene Ontology annotation, cellular component: cytoplasm. The coding region runs from base 79 to 1644 and encodes 521 amino acids. Gene Ontology annotation, biological process: peptidyl-proline hydroxylation; regulation of translational termination. The transcript is spliced from 13 exons. Lineage: Eukaryota; Metazoa; Chordata; Actinopteri; Salmoniformes; Salmonidae. The record is from RefSeq and is a predicted model, not a curated record. Gene Ontology annotation, molecular function: iron ion binding; L-ascorbic acid binding; peptidyl-proline dioxygenase activity.
ACCGGCUCACCGAAAAGACUCGGAACCACUAACGUCCUGUGUUAUGACGCAAUUUAACCGCGACUCAUUUAUACAAAAAUGAAUUGUAAACGACAGCGAGAUAGCAAGAAUGCCGAGAAAGGAAAGAAGAGAAAUAAACGCGAAGAGAGAGCAGAACUUUCUGCACUACUCGAGGACGAUGAUGUGAAGAGGGGAGUGAAGGAAGCAUGGUCGCAGCGAGCGCAGUACUCUCAUGGGGACCUGGAGCUGGACUGCCACCCUUUCCCUCACUUGCUCAUCAGGAACUUCAUCCAGGGUGACAGCUUUACAGAGAACCUACAGAGGGAGCUUCUGGACCUCAACUUCCAUGAGAAAUCCAACGACCUGUACAAAUUUAAUCAGUCAGACGACCUGAAAAAGAGAAAAGAGCCUCACAUCACAGGUUUGAGGGCAGCACUAUUUGGGCUGUUUCGAUCCUGGCUGGGGGAAGUGUUGGGGGUAGAACUGGAGCCUAUAGUGGAUGUUUCCUGUGCCAAGUACCAAUACACUGAUGUUCUGUUGUGUCAUGAUGAUGAGUUGGAGGGGAGGCGUGUUGCCUUUAUCCUCUACCUUGUCCCUCCAUGGGAGAGCAGCGAUGGAGGAACCCUGGAUCUCUUCAGCACAGAUGAUCACUUCCAGCCCCAUAGUGUGGUGAAGUCUCUGGUGCCCAGCUGGAACACUCUGAUUCUCUUUGAGGUUUCACCCGUCUCCUUCCACCAGGUUGCAGAGGUGUUGUCAGAGGAUAAGUGUCGUCUCUCUCUGAGUGGCUGGUUUCACGGGCCGUCUUUGGAGCGACCCCCUCGUCACAUCGAGCCCCCCUUCCUAAGGAGCCCCCACCUUCCCAGAGAUGAGACACUGCUGCUAGAGUGGCUGAAUCCACUGUAUCUGGAUGUUGACUACCAGUCACAGGUUCAGCAAGAGUUUGAGGACAGCUCUGAGAUCCAGCUCAAGAAUUUUCUCAAAGAGGAGAAGUUUAAGGAGGUGAGUGAAGCACUGCGAUUGACUGAUGUCCAGUGGACCAAGCGAGGUCCUCCCAACAGGAGAUGUUAUGAAGUGGCUUCGUUAGAGUCCUUCCCCCAGUGUGUAAGUGCAUGCUGGGAGUUGCUGUGCUCGGAGGCUUUCUUCCUGCUUCUGUCCAACUUCACUGGCCUGAGACUGCACUACCUCAGCCCUAGUGACGAAGACGAGGAGGAAGAGAAGGACCAAGAAGAUGAGGAAGAGGGAGAAGCCACAGGGUCAUCUGGGGACACACCAUCAGCUAAUAAGAAUAACAAAGAGCCGAGCACACCGGUGUGUGUUGGAGAGCUCCGUCGCUGGGCUCACGGGGACUACACACUACUGCACGAUGGAGAUGCAUCGAAAGCGGAGUACGCCCUUGACCUACUGCUGCCCCUGAGCUGUCCUGACUGGCAGACCGAGUUUGGGGGCUUCACCUCUUACAUUGCUAAUGAAGAGGAUGAGGAGCUCCUGAUGGUGUAUCCAGAGGAGAACUCCCUGGCUCUUGUCUACAGAGACAAAGAGACUCUCAAAUUUGUCAAACAUAUCAAUCACAGAAGCUCCACUCUACCUAUUGGUGAUUCUUGUAGGAGAGCAGUUUAUGACUUCUCCUUUGUGUAUUAUGAAUGAGUUUUUGUGUGUAUGUGUUGAGGUGUAUGUGUUUGUAAUAUAACACCACUGUGAGGGGUGGUCGGUCUACUCUAAAGCCUCAUGAUGUCAUGUGUUCUUCAUUAAAGUAAACAGGCAGGGAUACCCUGUUACCGUGGUUACCUGGUUUUGGUCGGCAGCCACAGAGUAAAACAGAUUUUUAAAAAUUGUC